Molecule: messenger RNA, 2521 nt
Organism: Limanda limanda (common dab)
Lineage: Eukaryota; Metazoa; Chordata; Actinopteri; Pleuronectiformes; Pleuronectidae
Gene: mtfr1
Product: mitochondrial fission regulator 1
Exons: 8
Coding region: 121-1122 (333 amino acids)
Biological process (GO): aerobic respiration; mitochondrial fission
Cellular component (GO): mitochondrion
Source: RefSeq, a predicted model, not a curated record
CUUGAAGGAAUCCAACAAGGUGGAAAGAUGAGGAAAGUUAGCAGUUAGCACCCGGCUCGACGACCACUUGGUUAUAAUGCCCUUGGUUUUCAGGCACGUGUGCGUCUGCUCUUGUGAAACAUGACGACAGAAAUGAGUAAAGAGAAUGAAAGUAUUGAGAUGGACCUGGCUUCUGGAUCAGCCAAGCCCUACGGGUCCUCGAGAAGCAUUGUGAGGAGAAUAGCUACUAGUCUUCCCCUCCAACCUUGCCCCAGGGUUCAUUUUCAGCUUCAUCCGUACGCUGAGAACGCUGGUGUCUUGAGGAGGCAGAACUGUCAGGUGGCCUCUCUGGCUGAUGUCAGCUGGAUUGACCAGGAUGACGAGGAGGAAGAGGAGGAGGAAGAGGAUGAAGAUUACUUAGGCAGACCCAGGUCAGGGAUUCCACCAGGAUUUGUCUUUCGAGCCCAGCGCCCUCAUCCUGGGAGAAGACCGUUAAGCCGCCAAAGGUCACUGCCCAGCCUGCACCAGGGGGCUCCUGACCCUCAGGGGCCAUCAAAAGUCAACGAUGAGGCCAUUCAGAAGAUCGGUGCUCUGGAGACAGAACUUGCCAGACUCCGAGUACAGAUAGCGCAAAUCGUACUGGCUCAGGAAAAGAGCACACAGUCAGGACCCCCUAUGCCCCCCCCUGCGCCGUCUGGCACCCUACCUCCCCCGCCUCCUCCUCCUCCACCACCACCACCUCCCCCACCACCUUCGAGCCUCCAGCGGACAUUUUCAGCCAUGGAUUUGAUAAAAGAGCGCAGAGGGAAGAAGACAGACGGGCAGACGAUUUUGGAGUCGAGGUCGGCAGAAAUCCCCAGCAUGCUGGAUAUCCUGAAGGACAUCAACAAAGUUAAGUUGCGAUCAGUCCAAAGUCGUCCGUUGGAAGGCGAUGGCAAACUAAAGUCCAGUGGGCCUAUGGAUCCUGCCGCUCUCAUCGCUGAGGCCCUGAAACGCAAGUUCGCCCACCGCUAUCGACACGACAGUGAACAAGGGGACAAGGAGGAUUUCCAACUUCCAGUUCCAGAAGUGAAGCCUCGAACCGAAACCCCUUUGUUUGGGCAACACAUGUUGAAAUCAACUGGAAAAAAGAACUUUGUCUGAACAGCUGCUUCUGAACUCAGUCCAACGAGUGCUGUGGACAUUUUAAAGUGCCUAUCAACACUUUUAAUACCUGCUGUCUCUGUGUGGAAGGACAAGGGAUUCUGCCCGAGCUCGACCACGGGCCGCUCAAAGUAUGGGUCAUCUCUUUAAGUGUCGCAUCCGAUGAUCAACGUCAUGUUUUUUGCACUUUUAUAACAUAACAUUCACGAUCUGUUUCAUGGAAGUAAAACUAACGCAAUGUCUUGGUUUUUCUGUUCGACUUAAAAUUGAUCCCAGUCCUGAGAGGAAAUGUCAAAGGCACACAAGUGCUGGUUAAAGCAACACUACACAAUAUUAUGUUAUUAUUAAGUCUUCAUUAGGUUUGUAUUAAAAUUGUUGCACACAUCAGUUUUACAUCCCCGUUUCUAAUUGGUGUGUAAAAGCUUAAGUUCUUCCGCAGAAGGAAGCGAGCACUUUCUUACCUGUGGGAUAUUGUGAUGUCUUGUUUAUCUAUGUAUAUAGACCGGUGGACUAAUUUAUAAUUGGAAUACAAGUAUUUAUGUUGUGGUUGAAAUAGUUUUUUUCCGUUAACAUAAGUGUAAUAAUAAUAUUCCUUCGAUCAAUCUGUUAUUUUUUUAUUUUGUGUUGAUCCUGUGUAAACAGUGUCAUAGUUGCUAAUCUUGCAACUUAUUAUUUUAUUUUUGUUGGUUCUAAUAAAUGUAUCCCAGUUUUAGUUGAUGUAAUAUAUCUCUACUACGAUUUGCUUUUAAGAGCCAAAGACAUUCCAGUGAUGCCAGUGUUUAAAUGCCAAAUCCUUCUUUUUUUUUUUUUUAAACUUCUCUUGUUUCUCAUGAUGCUUUAAGGGUGAGGAAAAGAUACUCUUACUGUUAAGCAAAGUUCAGGCACCUCAGGUACAUGCGCAGUGUUUUGUUUCUGUAUCAGUGCCUCUUUUGAUAAGAUUUUUCUCUCAUUGCAGAACACUAACAUGUUUCCCAGAACAUAGACUCAUUGUUCAGUAUCAACAUGCUACAAAUACUGCGAUUGUAGAUAGCUCAACAAACACAUUGCUUAUUUAAAGAAGUCCUGGGAAGGUACAUGCUGUUUUCAGUAUCCCAAAGGUUUAGAUGUUGCCAGUAAUCAUGUUUUCAAGCCUCAGUCCAGAAAUGUGACCUAUCAACUCACUGCAGUUGAGGUUUUUAGGCAGUAUUUAAUUCAAAGUGACUGAUUGCACAUUGUUACCCGUUUUAUUUAUGUCAGUGUAGUUGCUGUUUGUAGUCAACUCUGAAGUUUUUAUAAGGGAAAGUGGAACAGACGUGUCAUAGAUUUAAAUUUAUAAUGCAAAAAUCUUGUAGAAGAGUUGUCUUCCAUGAAAAUUAACUUGAACUGUGGAGUCUAAAUAAAAGUUUAUCCUCGGUCCUGA